UAGCCCAACAACAGACAUAAUACAAUGAAACAUCCUAAAAAAAUCAGCAUAUAUUUUCUAUAUGUUGAUUUGUGUGUGUAACAUUUUAUUGAAAGAAAACAUAACAAUAGAAAGAGUUUAAACUUUCGAGCGUUUGUUUUCAACGGUUACAGAUAUUAUUUGUAACUUUCCUAAGUGCUAAAGGAGUGAGCCAGUCAAAAAAGAACAUUUUGGUAACAAUCCGACAAAAUCAGAGCUUUUUUCCAACAUCUGUCCCUGUUUUCCUUUCAAUCGUUUGUAUUCAAACACAAUUCUCAAACAAGUCAAAGGUGCAACUUGGUAAUUAUGUUCCAAUUCAAUGUCCAAUUCCACCCUUUCCUUCUAUUUAAGCAUGCACACACACUUGUCUCUCACAUUCAAUCCAUCCUCUUCAAAUAGUAUUUCAAAUCAUUCACUCUUCUCUCCCUUCCUUUGCUUCCAAUCCAAGUAAAAAAUCUUCAUUAUGCUCAAUUCAUCUUUGACCUAGACACCAUCAUCAACCACAGAAAACUAAGUGAUCCAUCCUCCAAUUAUGAUUCUUAGCUUGGGAUCCGAGGAGUUAAAUAUAAAGCAGAUACAAAUCUGAUUCAAGAAGACAUGGCCAAAGAAACUCCAACAAUGUUUUCAAACUUACUCAUGUUUAUUUGCCUUUUCAUGUUCAUGCUCAACUUCCACUCAUCCCAUGGAGAACAACAAGAGUUCGAGCUACUUUUAUCCUUCAAGUCAUCCAUCCACUAUGAUCCUCAUAACUUUCUCUCCAGCUGGGUCAAUACUUCCUCAAACACUAUUUGCAAGUGGCACGGGAUAACAUGCGACAACUGGUCGCACGUUAACACUGUGUCACUCUCAGGUAAAAACAUCUCCGGCGAGGUUUCCUCGUCCAUGUUCCAACUUGCACAUGUUACAAACCUCGACCUCUCCAACAAUCAGCUUGUUGGAGAAGUCGUCUUCAACGCUCCCUUCCUCUCUUCACUUCUUUACCUCAACCUCAGCAACAACAACUUCACUGGCCCCUUACCUCAAUCCUUAUUUUCAUCACCGUUUAUCAACCUCGAAAGUCUUGAUCUCUCAAACAACAUGUUUUCAGGCAAAAUACCAGACCAAAUUGGAUUACUUUCAAGCUUAACAUAUCUUGAUCUAGGUGGCAAUGUUUUGGUUGGAAAAAUUCCAAAUUCCAUCACCAACAUGACAAGUUUAGAGUACUUAACUUUGGCUUCGAACCAAUUAGUUGGUGAGAUUCCAACAGAGAUAAGCCUAAUGAAGAGAUUGAAACUGAUUUACUUGGGAUACAACAAUCUUUCGGGUGAGAUUCCAAAGAACAUUGGAAACUUACUUUCUUUGAAUCAACUUGAUCUUGUUUACAACAAUCUCUCUGGACCAAUUCCUGAAUCAAUUGGAAACCUCACAAACCUUCGAUAUCUCUUUCUCUACCUAAACAAACUCACAGGCCCAAUUCCCGAAUCCAUAUUCGAAUUGAAGAAUCUUAUUUCACUUGAUCUAAGUGAUAAUUAUCUUUCAGGAGAGAUUUCAAACCUUGUUGUUAACCUUCAGAAACUAGAGAUCCUUCAUCUUUUCUCAAACAACUUCACGGGUGCCAUUCCAAACGCAAUAACAUCUUUACCUCACCUUCAAGUUCUUCAACUCUGGUCAAACAAACUAACAGGUGAAAUUCCACAAACACUUGGAAUGCACAACAACCUCACAAUUCUCGACCUCUCUUCAAACAAUCUCACAGGCAAAAUCCCAAACAGUUUAUGCGCGUCUGAAAAUCUUCACAAACUUAUCCUUUUCUCAAACUCUCUCAAAGGAGAAAUUCCAAAGGGUUUAACCUCAUGUAAAACCUUACAAAGAGUGAGACUCCAAAACAACAAAUUGUCAGGGAAAUUGCCAAUGGAAAUCACUCAAUUGCCUCAGAUAUACUUGCUUGAUAUCUCUGGAAACAAACUCUCUGGAAGAAUCAAUGAUAGGAAGUGGAAAAUGCCAUCGCUUCAAAUGCUUAACUUGGCUAACAACAAUUUCACCGGAGAAUUACCAGACUCUUUCGGGAGUAACAAACUCGAAGGAUUGGAUUUAUCACAGAAUCAACUUUCUGGUAACAUUCAAAUUCUUUUCAGAAAAUUACCAUAUCUUAUGCAAUUGAAACUCAACAAUAACAACCUCUAUGGAAAAAUCCCUGAAGAAAUCUUCAAAUGCAAGAAUCUUGUUUCUUUAGAUUUAAGUCAUAAUCAACUAAGCGGCGAGAUUCCGGUGAAACUCGCCGAGAUGCCGGUUCUCGGUUUACUUGACUUAUCGGAGAAUCAAUUUUCCGGCGAAAUUCCGAAGAGUUUAGGAAGCGUUGAAUCGCUUGUUGACGUCAACAUAUCGUAUAAUAAUUUUCACGGAAGUUUACCUUCCACGGAAGCUUUCUUCGCAAUCAACGCGAGUUCCGUCGCGGGUAACAAACUCUGUGACCGUGACAGUGACGGUUCUAACGGUUUGCCCCCGUGCAAAAGUGAUACUAAGAUGAAUUCAACCACUUUUUUCGUUUUGGUUUGUUUUGUAUUAACGGGUUUGGUUGCGUUAAGUGGUGCUGGUUUUCUCGUGAUUUUCGUGCGUAAAAGGACGAAGAGUUUCGAGGUACGAAGAGUGGUUGAAAAUGAAGAUGGUUCUUGGGAAGUGAUUUUCUUUGAUCACAAGGCUUCAAAAUCGAUUAACAUUGAAGAUGUUUUAUCGUCGGUUCAAGAAGGAAAAGUGAUUUCGAAAGCACGAAACUGGGUUUCGUACGAAGGGAAGUGUUUAUCCAAUGAUACGCAAUUCGUGGUGAAAGAAAUAAGCGACACGAAUUCUGUUUCAGUUAGUUUCUGGGACGAAACGGUGACGUUUGGGAGAAAGGUUAAACAUUCAAAUAUAGCUAAGCUUAUUGGAAUGUUUAGGUGCGGUAAAAAAGUGUAUUUGGUUUAUGAAUUUGAAGACGGGAAGAGUUUAAGUGAAAUCAUGCAUAGUUUGAGUUGGCAAAAGCGGAUUAAAAUCGCUUUGGGUAUUGCAAAAGCGAUUAAGUUCUUGCAUUGUGAAUGUUUGUGGAUUGGUUUGGUUAACGAGAUGUUGACAGAGAUUGUUUUGGUUAACGGAAAAGAUAUUCCUCGCCUUAAACUUAACAUUUCCGGAGUUAAAGAGGAAAAACUGAGAAAAGAAGUGACUGAGAAGAGUGAGAUAUAUGAUUUUGGAGUUAUGUUGAUUGAGUUAUUAACGGGAAGAACAUCUGUGAACGACAUAGAAACAGUUGAACAAAAGAACAAUAUUGUUGAGUGGGCCCGUUAUUGUUACACUGACUGUCGUCUUGACACGUGGAUAGAUCCAGUUAUGAUGAAGGGUGGAGAUGUAUCGACAUAUCAAAACGAUAUUGUUGAGACUAUGAGUCUUGCACUGCACUGUACCGCAGGUGAUCCCACCACGAGGCCAUGCGCAAGAGAUGUAGUAAAAGUACUAGAGAGUGUUCACUGUAGCAGAAUCACUUUUUGCUGAUUUUUUUGUUUGCGUGUUAUUUUAUCUUUGUUACAGUUUUUUUAAAAUGUUUUAUUUUGCCCCUCUUUGAGUUUUCACAUUUUUCUUCUUCUUUUUAUUUGGUUUGGUUAAAGUUUUUAAUUAGUUUAUGUUGCAUAGUAAGGUUUUGAUGAGGGAAUAUUGUUAGGGAGAUGUUUGCUUGAUGUUUUAUAUAUGGGGCAGGUUUGAAAUACUUAUAAUGAGUGUAAAAGUAAAUGUAAAUAAAAUUCAAUGCUAUUAAUAAAUUAAUUGUAUGAAAUAUUUU
Molecule: messenger RNA, 3802 nt
Organism: Lathyrus oleraceus (garden pea)
Lineage: Eukaryota; Viridiplantae; Streptophyta; Magnoliopsida; Fabales; Fabaceae
Product: leucine-rich repeat receptor-like serine/threonine-protein kinase SKM1
Exons: 3
Coding region: 616-3519 (967 amino acids)
Biological process (GO): protein phosphorylation
Molecular function (GO): ATP binding; protein kinase activity; protein binding
Source: RefSeq, a predicted model, not a curated record